AUGGAAAGAAAGCUGAAUGAUGCCGAGAGGCUGAUGCAGAGUGGUCUUCUUGCGCGAAUAUGUCAGAAGGCUGAUGCCAUGCAACUUGACUUGGAGUCACUCGACAUCAACCUGCAACAUUUCCUGCAGCAAUAUCAACAAGGUCACAGAGACACAUCUGACCUGAUCUCCACAGAAAUGUUCAGGACACGCAGCCACGUCACCCAAGAGUCACAAAAGGCGACAGCUCAGAUUCAGUUAAUAGUAGAUCAGCAGUCUGCACAACUUGACCAGACGAUCCGAAACUCGAAUCAGCAAGUUUCAACUGCUGUGGAAGCUUUGAGCUUUGCCAGAGACCGAGAGGCUAAGCGUCGACGCUUCCUUCGCAGCUUCAAGUUCACGGGAAUGAACCAGCGUCGUAAUCAAGUGGGCGAAUCAUGUGAAGGCACCUUUGAGUGGAUCUUUACAAACGAAAAAGGGGUUCUCGAAGAUUUUGACGACGAAUCAGAAUAUACAAGCACAGAAAGUGAGGGGUCCGAACGCAGUGGAUGCUCACAGGAUAAUUCCCCUGACGGGACAUAUGGCUCGGCCGGGCAGAACGGGGUUGCACCCCAAGAUGGCAACACCCGCUGGGACUCUUUUAUCGACUGGUUAAAAAUCUGGCAGCUCUAUCUUCUGGUGCGGUGGCAAACCUGGCUCGGGAAAGUCCACGCUGAUGAGAUUCAUCAUAUCAGACCCACGAACCAAAAGCGCGCUCAACGUGUGGAGUCCUGGGGUGCUUCUGGUCUCGCACUUCUUCUGGCGUCCAGGAAGUCUAAUGCAACAGAGCAUCAGGGCGCCCCAUCGGGUGGACACAAAGACUCAGACACAGACUGGUCUACCGGGGAACUUCAAAAGCUAUGCUUCGACGCAGUCGAGCAAUACCAUCGACCCAUUUGCUUUUUCUUAGAUGGGCUAGAUGAAGUUAGCCCCGACGAUGGUGUGGUGCGGCUCCUAGAGGUCAUACAUGGUUUGGGCACCAUCCAAAACGUUAAAAUCUGUGUUGCAAGUCGUCCGGAGUAUCUCAUCGAGAAGAACUUGGAUACGGCAGCUAUCCGUCCAUCCGUUUUCAAGACCUUACGAGUAAUGAUCUACGAAUAUACGCCCAGAGCCAUACCAAGUUGCCACCUAUAUUCAAGAUACUUACUUGUCGAAAAGGCUGAAGGCGUUUUUCUCUGGCUCUGCCUAGCCAUCAAAAGCUCGAAUCGAGGGUUGAAUGACGAUCAGCCACUCUACCGCGAGAAAGCUGUUCUUUAUUUCGGUCUAGUAAUUUCCGGUCAAAGGUUUAAUUGGCCGAACACGCUUAGCCUCAAAACCAGUCUUAAUGUGUUUGAUGUGAUGCUGAUAACGACAUCGAUGGCAGACCGUGUUCUCGAAGAGCCAAGUCACAUAGUCCAGCCCAGUGUCCUCAUCACGGCUUGUCAGAGAAUCGAAAGUGAGGUGCCCUUAAUGUACGCCGGGCUUCUGGAGCGGAAAGACUCGGGAGCUUUGGGCUUGCACAGAGAGCCUUAUGAAGAGAGAAAGCCGGUUGAGGCAACCCUGUGGGAUGGCGAGCAAUACGCUGCACUGAUGCCUCUUAUUGCAGACUUGCAGACUUUCCAAUUCAUACACCGCAGUGCGUAUGACUUUCUGGUAGAUACGCCUGAAGGGAAAGAGAUCAUGAGUCAUUGCAGGUUCUCAAAGUCAGAGCUUCAACGUCAAAUCAUCUGUGCCUCGGUCGCAUGCUGCCAAUUGGCACUGAUCAAAGUGCACGUUGUAGGUUCCCCACGAUACGUCUGGAGCAGUAUGGUUUCUCGGUACAUCCACUGUAUUGGAGACAAAACUACGCAUGAGUCAGAUCGUCCAGAUUAUCAGAGCAAAGAUUGGAUGGUACUUAUAGAAGCUUGUCAACGGCUGAGUAGAUCAGGCCGGCUUCUGUCUUUUGGCGACUACCCAACCAACAUUUUCGGCCGCCUUUCACGGAUGGAUUUCUACUCAAAAGCUGCAACCUAUGGUUUAACAGAAAUUGCUUUGUCUGCUGGGGGAGACAUCGGCUGUCAGCCCGAAUGCCUUUCCAAGCUUCUGUUUAAUACAUGCAUCUACACGACUUACCCCCCGUGGACGCUUCGCAGUCCUCACACCCAAAGCAACCAUCUGAUUGCUAGGCUUCUCAAGCAGGGGGCUGAUCCAAACGGAAGACACAUAAAGAGCAGCGGCUUCGGCCCGCCCAGGUUCUACGGAGAGAUCAGCCCUGAAGAUUCGAAACUUUUCUGUGAGCCUCUUGUCAGAAGACUGCUCUUGGGUUUCCCAGAAUUCAUCAACGAUCAGAGCCUGCGCGGGUUUGAAGUUGAGGGCUUUGGAGAGAGACUUGACGAUGUACUUGAAAGGAGCAAUUCGACUAAGAAGACGGCCCAAGAUCACCUCAUAGACCUAGGUCUUGGAGAAGCGACAGUUUACGUCGAUGAUGAUGGAGUACGGUAUCCCCGCGACUUUGCACAGAAAAUGACACCCGAAUGGAUGGUCGGGACGCUUUACAGGAAACCACGCAACGUUUGA
Messenger RNA from Colletotrichum phormii, 2553 nucleotides. RefSeq lists its product as uncharacterized. The record is from RefSeq and is a predicted model, not a curated record. The transcript has 6 exons. Bases 1 to 2553 code for a protein of 850 amino acids. NCBI's taxonomy places the organism in Eukaryota, Fungi, Ascomycota, Sordariomycetes, Glomerellales, Glomerellaceae.